AUGUUCUACACUCGCGACGCACCCCUGCUCAUGCGGCACGCCACCUCCUCACUCCUCGCCCGCCUCAGCGGGCGCGGCGGCAACAUGCUCACCUCCGGUGUCGGCCGCACCGAACGCGUACGGCACCUCGAAGAACUCGGCUCAUGUCACUCACCUCGCCCGGCACCGAGGCUCUGGCGUCGCUCGCGCUUCGCGAUCCUCACCGCCAGAUGGGCAGGCGAGAGACAGCGUGCAGCGGCUUCGCGCCGCACCGCACGUGAGGCUGAGGAUGAGGCGUGUAUGCACCUCGGACCACCCCUCAUGGUCCUCGCCGAUGGCUCUCACGAGACGCACUUGAAGCUCGCCGGUGCCAGUUCCAGCUGUGUCUUCAACGACACACACACAUCAUUCGACAGCGGCCCCUUCGAGGCCAGUCGUACGUACAGGCUCAGUAAGGGCCCAGUCGAUCACUUCCCGUUGUCCAAUCCAGCGGCGAAAGUAGGGCAUGGUCCUGCGCCAGGCGGCACGCACACUCCCGAUGGUUGCCUCUCCACGAAGCCUGUAGGAAUGAUUCGGCUCCGGAAAUCCGCUCCGGGACACUCUACGGGCGACGAGGGUCCUUACGACCUCCGGUUAAACAUGCUCCCCGAGGUAUUGGCGCAGGCCUCUCCGUGGCCCUCGGGACUAGUACCCGUCGUUCGCGCGGCGGGGAAGCCAACAUGUGCCAUCUACGUACAUUUGUACUAG
Epithele typhae is the source of this 726-nucleotide messenger RNA. RefSeq lists its product as uncharacterized. Lineage: Eukaryota; Fungi; Basidiomycota; Agaricomycetes; Polyporales; Epitheliaceae. Bases 1 to 726 code for a protein of 241 amino acids. The record is from RefSeq and is a predicted model, not a curated record. The transcript is spliced from 7 exons.